Molecule: messenger RNA, 1491 nt
Organism: Sphenostylis stenocarpa
Lineage: Eukaryota; Viridiplantae; Streptophyta; Magnoliopsida; Fabales; Fabaceae
Source: the annotation of a GenBank genome assembly
AUGGCAUCGGAGUCAGGUCAAACUCCCAAUCCUUCUUGGUUUACGCCUAAAAGGCUUCUCUUGAUAUUUUGUAUCAUUAACAUGCUAAACUAUGUGGAUCGAGGAGCUAUAGCCAGUAAUGGUGUAAAUGGAACUCUUGCAACCUGUACUGAAUCUGGUAUUUGUACAGGUGGCAGUGGAAUUCAGGGGGAUUUUAACUUGAACAAUUUUCAAGAUGGAGUUCUGUCAUCUGCAUUUAUGGUUGGACUUCUAAUUGCCUCUCCAAUAUUUGCCUCUCUGGCCAAAAGUCACAAUCCAUUUCGGCUUAUUGGUGUUGGAUUGUCUGUUUGGACAUUUGCGAUAGCUGGAUGCGGUAGUUCGUUUGAUUUUUGGUCUAUUGCAAUAUGCCGAAUGCUAGUUGGUGUUGGUGAGGCUUCCUUCAUAAGUCUUGCAGCACCAUUCAUAGAUGACCAUGCCCCCGCUGCACAGAAAACAGCAUGGCUUGCUACAUUUUAUAUGUGUAUACCAGCUGGGACUGCUCUGGGCUAUGUUUAUGGUGGAUUUGUUGGAAGCCAAUUUAACUGGCGUGUAGCAUUCUGGGUUGAGGCAAUUUUGAUGCUUCCUUUUCCCAUUUUGGGUUUUGUAAUAAAGCCUAUACAAUUGAAAGGUUUUGCACCCUUGGAAUCCAAACAAACACUAGCAUCUGUUGAAACAAAUGUUUUAGAAACUGGAGAUGAUGGCAUACUCACUGAAGAUCAAGCCUCGUCAAUAGGAUCCAAGUCAGUAUCCAAAUUUUGGGAUCAAUUCACCAUCUUCUUAAAAGAUAUGCAAGAGCUCUUGCUUGACCAAGUGUAUGUUAUAAAUGUUCUAGGGUACAUAGCAUACAAUUUUGUCAUUGGAGCUUAUUCAUAUUGGGGUCCGAAGGCAGGAUUCAACAUUUACCAUAUGAGUAAUGCUGACUUGUUGUUUGGAGGCAUGACAAUCGUUUGUGGGAUUUUGGGGACAUUAGCUGGAGGCUUGUUUCUUGACAGGAUAUCAUCAACCAUCUCUAAUGCUUUCAAGCUUCUUUCUGGAGCAACAUUUCUAGGUGCAAUCUUCUGCUUCAUUGCGUUCCUUUUCAGGAGCUUGUCUGGUUUCGUAGUCUUCUUCUCUAUCGGUGAAAUACUGAUUUUUAUCACUCAGGCUCCUGUAAAUUAUGUUUCUCUCCGUUGUGUAAAACCUAGUUUGAGGCCACUGUCUAUGGCUGUAUCUACAGUUUCAAUCCAUAUCUUUGGUGAUGUGCCUUCCUCACCACUCGUUGGGGUCCUGCAGGAUCAUAUUAACGACUGGAGGAAGACAUCACUUUGUUUAACAUCCAUUUUCUUUCUUGCUGCUGUGAUAUGGUUCAUAGGAAUCUUUAUGAAGACUGUUGACGUAUAUGACAAUGAUGACGAGGAUCGAUCUGCCGCAACUAGAGGAGGGAAACUAACACCCUUGCUUGAAGGGAGCAGUGAUAAAUCAAUUCAAGUCUAA